Ceratotherium simum simum (southern white rhinoceros) is the source of this 1674-nucleotide messenger RNA. RefSeq names its product solute carrier family 35 member B4 (gene SLC35B4). The record is from RefSeq and is a predicted model, not a curated record. NCBI's taxonomy places the organism in Eukaryota, Metazoa, Chordata, Mammalia, Perissodactyla, Rhinocerotidae. Gene Ontology annotation, biological process: UDP-N-acetylglucosamine transmembrane transport. Gene Ontology annotation, cellular component: endoplasmic reticulum membrane; Golgi membrane. Gene Ontology annotation, molecular function: UDP-N-acetylglucosamine transmembrane transporter activity; UDP-xylose transmembrane transporter activity.
AAUCCCUUUCUGAGCCCUUAACGGCCUCGCAAGAAAUAACAUUGACAGCGUUGGAACUUCACUUCCCAGCAAGCCCCGCGGCCUCCUGUCGCGCGAGGCACGACGGGCACCUCGCCCCAUUCUCCUCUCCGCUGGAGCUACCCGGCUUAGGAGGGAUACGGCACAGCCCGACGUAAGGGCGCGCGGCAUCCUGGGUUGUGUAGUCUGGCCCGGACUCGGACGCUCCCUCGGAUGAAUGGGGCCCGGGCUGACUGGGAACUACGCUCUUCGGCCGGCAGCGUUGGUGGCGGCCGCCGGGGACGGGGAGACCGCAGCGGCCCCGGGGGAGAGCAGCGCCCCGGGACAGUGGCGAUGUUCUGUGCCGCGGCCGAGGCAGCAGCCCGGCUUCCUGGGGUAGCGGUCUAGGCGGGCGCUUCCUCUGCGCGCUCGCUCCCCUUCCCCUGCACCGGCCAUGCGCCCGGCCUUCGCCGUGGGCCUGGUGUUCGCAGGCUGCUGCAGUAACGUGAUCUUCCUGGAGCUCCUGGCCCGGAAGCAUCCAGGAUGUGGGAACAUUGUAACAUUUGCACAAUUUUUAUUUAUUGCUGUGGAAGGCUUCCUCUUUGAAGCUGAUCUGGGAAGGAAGCGGCCAGCUAUCCCAAUAAGGUACUAUGCUGUCAUGGUAGCCAUGUUCUUCACCGUCAGCGUGGUGAACAACUACGCCCUGAACCUCCACAUUGCCAUGCCCCUGCAUAUGAUAUUCAGAUCUGGUUCUCUGAUUGCCAACAUGAUUCUAGGAAUUAUCAUUUUGAAGAAAAGAUACAGCAUAUUCAAAUAUACCUCCAUUGCCCUGGUGUCUGUGGGGAUAUUUAUUUGCACUUUCAUGUCAGCAAAGCAGGUGACUUCCCAGUCCAGCUCAAGUGAGAAUGAUGGAUUCCAGGCAUUUGCAUGGUGGUUAUUUGGUAUUGGGGCACUGACUUUUGCUCUUCUGAUGUCAGCAAGGAUGGGUAUUUUCCAAGAAACUCUGUAUAAACAAUUUGGGAAACACUCCAAGGAGGCUUUGUUUUAUAAUCAUGCCCUUCCACUUCCUGGUUUCAUCUUCUUGGCUUCUGAUAUCUGUGACCAUGCAGUUCUGUUCAAUAAGUCUGAACUCUAUCAAGUUCCCGUCGUUGGUGUGACCGUGCCCGUCAUGUGGCUCUACCUCCUCAUGAACGUCAUCACUCAGUACGUGUGCAUCCGGGGUGUCUUCAUCCUCACCACAGAAUGCGCCUCCCUCACCGUCACGCUCGUCGUGACUCUACGCAAGUUUGUGAGCCUCAUCUUCUCCAUCCUGUACUUCCAGAACCCUUUCACUUUGUGGCACUGGCUGGGCACCUUGUUUGUCUUCAUUGGGACCCUAAUGUACACCGAGGUGUGGAACAACCUAGGGACCACAAAAAGCCAGCCUCAGAAGGAGGACAAGAAGAACUGAGGUCUCCCUGGAAUAGAGAGACCAGUGUCGUAGUGAGCGAGGGUCUGGCCGCCAUUUCACUUCUGUUAAUGCUGAAUUACCCCCAAGUAUUGAACCAACCAGGUACCAGAGGAUCCUCAGGAGGAGGGGACUUCUCAGAUAUCUCAUAGCUAUACAGACCAAUGUGUGUGGCCUCCGAAUAGAAAGUCCUCAACCCUGAAAUAGAAAAAAGAACAGUCUCUACUAUU